Molecule: messenger RNA, 1245 nt
Organism: Sugiyamaella lignohabitans
Lineage: Eukaryota; Fungi; Ascomycota; Dipodascomycetes; Dipodascales; Trichomonascaceae
Exons: 1
Coding region: 1-1245 (414 amino acids)
Source: RefSeq, a predicted model, not a curated record
AUGUCAGAACUACCGGAUAUUUCCCAUGUUGCCGGGGUUGUUGUUUCCUUCUUGAAAGGCGAGGGCUUCCUAGGUGAAGGCUAUGAGAACAUUGAGAAACUGAUUGUUGGAAUGUUUGCAGUUUUGAUGAGUUAUCUUGCUCGUCGUCUUUACAAAAAUUAUAAUCCUUUUGGUAAGGAUAGUCAGCAUCAAGUACGACAGGGAAGAUAUAUUGCAGGAAGAUAUCCGUCUGCUAUUGUUCCUGUUUCAAGAAGUUUUGACUGGGAAAAUGAAAAUCCCAGAAAAUACCGCCCUUAUAAACCAGGGCCAUAUUUUAUGACUAUGGGCCUCAGAGCACUGGAUCCUAAUGACUGGCUGUUACUAGAGAAUACAUAUAAGGACAUCACAAAAGCUAGGGCCGAAAUCGUAGAGAACCACCGUGAUAAUACGGUAUUGACUAAUCCUUUGGCUAUUGAGGCUGUUGACGAAACAUACGAUAUGUUUGUCAAUUACAUCACCAAGAAGUUUCCUAAAUACUUCUACACCACCAGAAGACGACCUGGAUACAUCUAUAAUGCUAUCAAGAAAGAUUAUAUCCCAAGCACUUCUGAACAGUAUGACAAAGAUUUCGAAGAGUCUAUUCCUGAUAAGAAGGAACGCAUGGAUAGUAAGAUCCGUCUGUUGGCUAAACACUUUGAGGAGGAUUUCCUGAUAUUGAUCUAUGACGAGAAGACCCAGCAGUACUAUCUUCGUGCUGGAUCUUUUGCAUUCCCCUCGGGAUUUAAUCCAGCUGAGAAGUUGAAUCUCGCUUUGAAAGAUAUCCAUGGACCGGUUCCUCUUUAUAAAGAGAAGAUUGAGAACGCCAUGGAUAGGUUUUUCCACAAGAUUGAGGUUGGAAAGUGGGUCCAACGAUAUAACUGGUCUAUCCAGGGACAUACUAAUCUGUAUGCUCCCACUCUCAACCAUGCCAAGAAAGGUGCCAAGCUCAAGGCCAUUAAUCCUGACGAGCUCGACUUCGACAAGGUAUUCCUCCGAGUCGAAAGACAGGUCUUGACCCGUUUACCCAAUACCAAGCAUCUCCUCUUCACCAUCCGCACAUACGUCACACCGCUAUCUCAAAUCCGCGAAGAAGACCGUGCGUUAGAACUUGUCGAGGCUAUAGACAACCUCCCUGACAACGUUGCCCACUAUAAGAAGAGAGACGAGUGGGGACCCGCUGUUAAGGCUUAUCUCCAACGUGAAUCUGACGGUAUCAAGAAAAAGUAG